This is a messenger RNA of Colletotrichum orchidophilum, 594 nucleotides long. Its product is annotated as ubiquitin-conjugating enzyme. Bases 1 to 594 code for a protein of 197 amino acids. The record is from RefSeq and is a predicted model, not a curated record. The transcript is spliced from 2 exons. Lineage: Eukaryota; Fungi; Ascomycota; Sordariomycetes; Glomerellales; Glomerellaceae.
AUGUCGUGGCGCAUUCAGAACCUGCCCGAUUCCCAGACGAAUCCCUCAGGCGCCGCGCCAGGAGGAGGUGGAGGCGGAAAGAAGUCCAAGUCCAAGUCUUCGUCGGACGGGCGGGGCGCGAUCAAGAGGCUCAUCAAGGAGCUUGACGUGUGGCGGGCGGAGAAGAAGGACGAGAGGGGCAUCGAGAGAUUAGGUCCCGUCGACGACGAGGAUCUGUUGGCGUGGGAGGCUGUGGUCAAUGGGCGGGGGAUCGGGAACGGUUAUGACGAGGGCCGCUGGCUGCUAAAGAUCCAGAUCCCGACAGACUAUCCCAUUCGCCCACCAAAGAUACGCUUCGCGACGCCCGUCGUCCACGCAAAUAUUGCCUUGCAGACGGGCGAGAUCUGCCUCGACCUCCUCAAGGACGCCUGGACGCCCGCCUACAGCGUCCUCGAGAGCGUGCGUGCCGUGCGUACGCUGCUUGCGUACCCGGAGACGGACUCGCCGCUCAACGUCGAUGUCGCGGCGCUGCUGCGCGGCGGGGACGUGCUGGGCACGCGCGCGCUCGUCGAGUUUUGGUGCCGGGAUGAUGAGGGGCGGUAUGAGGGCCCAUGA